Messenger RNA from Spea bombifrons (plains spadefoot toad), 936 nucleotides. RefSeq names its product olfactory receptor 5V1-like. Gene Ontology annotation, biological process: G protein-coupled receptor signaling pathway. Gene Ontology annotation, molecular function: G protein-coupled receptor activity; olfactory receptor activity. The transcript has a single exon. The record is from RefSeq and is a predicted model, not a curated record. NCBI's taxonomy places the organism in Eukaryota, Metazoa, Chordata, Amphibia, Anura, Pelobatidae. Gene Ontology annotation, cellular component: membrane. Bases 1 to 936 code for a protein of 311 amino acids.
AUGACCGCCAACACCACGGCCACCAUCUUUGUUCUCUUGGGUCUCCCGAACGUCCCUUAUCUCCGAGUUCUUUCCUUUGUCGCCUUCCUAAGUAUUUACCUCGUCACGCUGGUGGGGAAUGUGGUAAUUCUCUCGGCCGUCAUCUCCGACGGACGCCUUCACACCCCCAUGUACUACUUCCUAGCCAACUUGUCCUUCUUAGAGAUGUGUUACACGUCCAUAACCGUCCCCAAGAUCCUCACAAACAUCACGAGGGGCAUUAACACCAUCUCCUUUCUGGGCUGCAUCUGCCAGAUGUAUCUUUUCACGCUCUGCGCCACCUGCGAGUGCAUUCUGCUGGCCAUCAUGGCGUACGACCGGUACGUGGCCAUUUGCAUCCCACUGAGAUACAGAAUUAUCAUGAGACAAUCCGUGUGCCUCCAGCUGUCGGCCACGGCGUGGACCAGCGGCGUCAUUAACUCUGUCAUUCAAAGUCUCCCCACCUCGCUUCUGCAGUUCUGCGACUUCAACCAGAUCGACCGCCUAUACUGCGAGGUGCAGCCAUUGCUCCAGCUCUCCUGCAGCGACACUCGUACUAAUAAGGUCCUCACCACUGUCUCGGCCUCGGUUUUUGGUAUCGGGUUUAUGACCUUCAUCCUGGUCUCCUAUGUAUUUAUAAUCACGGCCAUCCUGCGGAUCCCGUCCCUGGCGGGGAGGAUGAAGGCUUUCUCCACCUGUAGCUCCCACAUCACGGUGGUGACUCUGUACUAUGGCGCUCUCGUCUUCAUGUAUCUGAGACCCACAUCCAGCAACUCUCAAAGCAUGGACAGCGUGGUGUCGGCCAUUUACUGUAUGGCCAUCCCGGUGCUGAACCCCAUCAUUUACAGCCUCAGGAACAAAGACGUCAAACGCUCGAUAAAGAGCCUUGUUACGUUCAGAAUGUCCUCCGAGGCAUGA